AUGCCGACGUCUCAGAGGCGUUUCCACACGAAAAGCCGGCGUGGCUGCAUUCAAUGUAAGAAGAACAGGACUAAGGUGAGUUCCUUUCCUGCCGUCAUCUUCGAAGCCUACCUUGUAGUCUCCACUUGCCUGAUUCCUGGUCUGCAGUGUGAUGAGGAAAAGCCAGUCUGUGGUAGAUGUGUCCGAACCGGCCAGAGCUGUUCGUUGAACUCGCUUGAGCCGGACCUGAUCAUCGUUGAUGGGUCGAAAAAGGCCGAAGCAAAAGCCGCAUGGAGAUCGAAUUCCCUCGUACGCUCCAGGUCUGGAUCAGAGGAAAAGUCUUCCAGCUCCGGUCUGCACACCUCUAUCAGUCCUGUCACGUCGACGUUUAAUAUCACGCCACGACGAUAUUUCGACCCGUCCGAGCGCGACCGUCUGAGGUUGAUGCACCAUGAUGAUCGAUAUACCUGCGAGACAAUAGCCGACCUGAUCCUUCCCACGCCCGAAGGACUCACCAUUAUGCGCCACUAUGUGCCCGAAAUGGCCUUCGAGCAUGAUUUUCUCUUGCAUGGAAUGCUAGGCUUGAGCUCGCUUCAUCUAGCCCUGUUGUCAAUGGAUGCUGGUGAAGCACAAGCUCGCGACAAACACAUCGGCCUUGCCAUGCAUCAUCACACUUGCGCGAUCCAGAUUUUCAAUCAACAGUCAUUCAACAUCACCGGCCACAACGUUGACGCCCUCUUUAUCUUCUCUGGCCUAAUAGUCCUGUACGCUUUUGGAUUCCAGCGUGUCACAGCGGGAUCUUCGGCUAGUCCGUUGGAUAAUAUUGUCGAGAUGCUGACGUUGCUUCGUGGGACUGGCACUGUCGCCAAAACAAGUUUCGAACGGCUGAUAAAUGGGCGGUUGAGUCCUCUGUUUAGACAGAUGAAACGUGCUCUCGCGGGACCGACGCCGAAACUGUCGGAACGAGUGGAAGACGUGCUCGCGAAACUCUUGGAGCGGGUGUUGGCGACUGCAUCUCCUGAGCGUGAGGUGUACGUCGAGUCACUCGCAGCACUGCGCUUGAAUAUCGAGCUUGCUUCGGCCGAAAGCUUGGCUCAUGAAGCUCCUAUCUCGACUUUCCCGGUAAUGUUGCCAGCAGGAUUCCUCCAAGUACUGGCCACCGGCGAGCCGCUGGCUCUGUCUAUGGUAGCGAACUAUGGGGUAAUUCUGCAUUGGUUGAGAGGGAACAUAUGGCUCGCUGAAUGGGGGAGGCAGACAGCAGAGACGAUACAGGCGAUUUUGUUGCCAGAGUGGCAGGAUUGUCAAUUGAGCCUGGAAGAAGAUGAGAGGAAGUGCAGGAGCUGUGAUCAGCGCUUGCAAAUAGGGAUGACAUCCGCAAGCAUCGGUAUCAAUUGUGCAGCAUUGGGAAGCUAG
This is a messenger RNA of Exophiala xenobiotica, 1392 nucleotides long. RefSeq lists its product as uncharacterized. The transcript has a single exon. NCBI's taxonomy places the organism in Eukaryota, Fungi, Ascomycota, Eurotiomycetes, Chaetothyriales, Herpotrichiellaceae. Gene Ontology annotation, molecular function: DNA-binding transcription activator activity, RNA polymerase II-specific; zinc ion binding. Gene Ontology annotation, biological process: regulation of transcription by RNA polymerase II. Bases 1 to 1392 code for a protein of 463 amino acids. The record is from RefSeq and is a predicted model, not a curated record.